UCUCUCUCUCUCUCUCUCUCUCUCUCUCUCGCGUCCCAGCAACAAUGUACAACGUCCGCUGUGAGUCUGAUCAGCGGUGGCAAGUGCAGCAGGAUGACACUGUCCAGAUUGUGCAGGACGACAUCAGCAAGAAAGCGGAAAAAGAGGAAAAGGAGCUGGUCGCCUCCACGCCAAACCAACGCAACUGGCGGGGAAUCCUAAUAGCCCUGCUGGUGAUUGGGUGUGUGUGCGGCCUCAUUAUCUUCUCCGUGGUUCUGCUCACUCCUCCUGACGCGGGGCCGAGGUUCAACGGUACCAGAUUUACCUUAGAGGAUGUUCUCAGCGGCGCUUUUGAUACCCCGAAGUUUAAUGGGAAGUGGAUAUCAGGCGCCGAGAUCGUGUUUGGGGACGAGAGUGGCGGGGUGAGCCUGCUGCACGUGCCCACUCUCAUUGUGACGCCGCUCGUGUCCAACUUUACCUUUCGUCGCCUAAACGUAGAGGAGUUUGAUGUGUCUCCUGACAAGAAAUACAUCCUCCUAAAACAUGACAUUCUACAGACUCGCCACUUCCGCCACCUGGCCAAGUACACAGUGUUGCAGAUGGACUCUGAGCACAUGGUUUCGGUAACGCCCUUCCCGGCACGCGAAGGACACCCAGCACUGCAGCAUGCCGCCUGGGUCCCCGGGGAGGCAGCAGCCCUGGUCUUAGUUCACCAAAAUGACGUGUACUUGAAGGAGUCGCCGGCGUCCCCUGUGGUAACGCGCCUCACCACCACGGGACACACACACCUUGUCUUCAACGGCAUUACUGAUUACCUUUACCGGGAGUACAUCCUUCAUUCUGUGUCCGCGGUAUGGGCCAGUGCUAACGGUACAAGACUGUGCUACGCCACCUUCAAUGACACCAACGUCUUAGAGAUGAAAAUCCCAGUCUACAAUGAUGUGUACCCGACCAUCCAGCCUUUGCGGUACCCCAAGGUGGACAUGCCAAACCCUUCCGUCUCGCUGUGGGUGGUGGACCUUGGGCGUCCCACACCCACGCCCACACCCAAGGACCUCAAGCCACCCACGCGAGUCAAAAGCCAGUCAGUGGGCCUGUGGGACCACUACUUCACGGCCGUCAGCUGGAUCGACGAGGACACGGUGGCGGUGGUGUGGCGCAAUAGAGCACAUAACAUCAGCGUUCUCACCACCUGCACUCCGCCCAUGUGGUACUGCGAAGAGCUCUACGUGGAGGAAAGCACACCUCGCCGCUGGACCACCAUAGAACAAGCUCCUCUCUUUGCUAAAAAUGGCACGGAGUAUCUGACGGUGGCGCCCCUGGUGGAUGGCACGCUAGGCACCUACCCGCAUGUCCACCACGUUGAGGGCAACAAACACCUCAAUCCUCUCACCUUCGGCCCGUACACUGUUUUUUCCGUGCUCGGCUGGGAUGUGGAUAACAAUUAUGUGUACUACGUGGCCAACACCGAGGGCGAGGCGAGUGAUCGACACCUGUGGAGAGUGACUGACUUGAACGCUGAGGUGCCAAGGGUUCAGGAGUGCCUCACCUGUGCCCUUAAUUACACCUCACCUGUCUGCCAGCACUACACGCCUCACCUGGGCCCAGACAACUUCAAUGAGGUGCUGCUGGAGUGCGAGGGGCCGAGCGUGCCUCACACCAUCCUGUACUCGCUGCUGGAGGAAGAGGUGUUGCUCUUCGUUCACAACAACACUGUGCUGAAGGACCGUAACGACUCUAUGGCGUGGCCGCAGCAUCGGGAGUACUGGGUGAAGCUAGAGGGAGACUUCACGGCAAAGGUUCGGUUGAGUCUCCCGCCUGAAUAUUCUGACGAAGAGGCUUUCCUGCAUCCCCUCGUUGUCUUUGUAGGGGGCGUGGCGGGGCAGCAGCAGCUCUCACACCGCUGGAGAGUAGACUGGUCAACCUAUCUCGUCUCCAACAAGUCGUGGAUAGUGUUGCAGGCCGAAGUGCGGGGAGCUGCUGGCCAGGACUUAGGGCACAUGUACAAGCCUGCCUGGAGACUAGGAGAACACGAGGCGCGCGAUCACCUUGGAGUUCUCAGGUCACUUUUGGCCAAGCUGGAGUUUCUGGACGGAUCAAGGGUGGCGGUGUUCGGAUGGGGACACGGAGGCCACAACGCUGCCCGCCUGGUGAUCUCGGACACAGAGGGCGUGGUGAGCUGUGCCGCCCUAGUCAGCCCCAUUACGGACUGGUCUCUGUACGCAUCGUACUACACCGAAAGAUUGAUGGGCACGUCUAAGGUAGUGCCCGGGGGGAACUACAGAGGCUAUGAGGAGAGUUCGCUGCUCCUGCAAGCGGCGUCACUGAAGAACAGGUCCCUAAUGUUGAUACAUGGAACGGCUGAUACUGACGUGCACUAUGACCACACGCUGAAGCUGUCCCACGCUCUCACCAAGGCAGGGGUCAUUUUCAGGCAGCAGACGUACACAGACGAAGGCCACGACCUUGAUCGAGUCCAGCUGCACCUGUACCACACUCUGGAGAAAUACUUCGAGUCCUCCUUCCCUCCGUACAACGAGGAGGAGCUGAGCUUAAAGUUUGGACAAGAUGUCCUCCCAUAGUUGCAGAGGCGCGGCAGAGACAGCGAUAACAACAGCAACAACAACAGUGGGAUGCUGGAGCUACAAGAGUCGGCAAGGCGUACCUGGCGAGCAGUUGUCAUGUGGUGCCGAUGGUUGGGGAUUCUGUUAGCGGGGCCCUAUUGCCGAGUGCCCGGCUGUGGGGUGCUGACAGCCGACCCUGGAACAGCCGAGGCUCAACCCUGACCGCUCCAUCUUUGAGCAUCCCUUAGGGACAUGUGUAGGACCCUGAAAAGUCCAGUGAAAGAGCCCACCCCAUCGCCAUCGAGCAGUCCCGAUGAAGGUGGAAGAAAAUUUAAGGUUUCCUCUUUCCUUAGUGGAAUGCGGAGGCAAAUAUUUGGACAUUGACAGAAGUGGGUAUCGUCAACGCUUCCGUAAGACAUCCCCGAUGGCAGAGGCGUGGCAGCACGACGCCUCAGUAGGGAACGAGAGAGAAGGAGGUCCUGAUCGCGCCUCUUCGUGAUACUUACUAUCUUAAGUGUUCCGACUCCAGUACGUACUUGUCUAGAAGGAAAGAUCCCAUUAUAGCCUGCCAUUACGGGACUUAAUAACAACUUAGGUCAUGUAUACAUAUAAAUAUACAUAUAUAUAUACCCUGGAGUUUUAGACGAGUGGGCAUAAAAACAGUAAGUCAAUCAGGUAGUCACGUCAAUCUGAAGCAUCGGGAAGAGAUUCCAUAUAUGUUGGCUGAAGCAAACGAGCUCCUUCAUUCAGUGUUUUCUUUCAGAGGAAAUGCCUGUAAAUAUGUGAACCUUUUUGAAUACCUUAGAGCAAAUUAUAUAAACAUGAGGCAGCAAGUUAUCGGGAAUGUGGAUAAACAGAAGAGAACGAAAAGAAAACUAAGGUAGAAGGAAUAAAUGACACGCAGGAAGGAUAGUCGAAGGAAAGCAAUUAUAUAUAGCAAUACGGCUAAUAAAACACAAGAGAUAGCGAUAAAAACAAGGAGAUGAAGCAAUAACAGGAAAAAAAAAGGGCGGCACAAAAGGAUAUGAAAAGACAAAGCAGUAGAGGAAUGGGAAAGAUUAUUGAUUAAGGGACAAAGGAGACUAAGUAAAGGAAUUAAGGAAGUGAAAAGUACAGUAGUCAGUAAGCAGCAUUUUGUACCUCGGUUCAGCCAUGUCAAGUCGAUGGAAGUGGAGAUCAGCCACUCACUCACCACUCACCUGAGAACAAAGAUAAAAAAAAAAACAGAUUAUAUAUGUAAAAAAAAUAACUAUUUCUACUACAGUAUUGUUCCUAUUCUUCUCCCGAUCUAUUUUUCCGCUUAGCUUGGAGUGUGUGUGUGUGUAUGUGUGUGUGUUUGUGUGUGUGUGUGUGUGUGUGUGUGUGUGUGUGUGUGUGUGUGUGUGUGUGUGUGUGUGUGUGUGUGUGUGUGUGUGAGAGAGUGUGCGUGUGUGUACUCUCUGGGCGUAUCUGUCUUUGUGAGUGAUGAAAACCUAUACAUUCUGUACCACUUUUCUUCAGUGUAGAGGCAAACAUAACAUUUAUUCAUUAAACUGUCCUGCAUAUCAAUUAAAUUAUUGAUUGUGCUUCGCCUGACGUAUUCAUUUUCAUCGGCAAUACGGAAAAAGACAAACUGAAUAAAGGAAUCAAUAAAACAGAUACAAAAAUGGGAAUAAGAUGACAGACUCCUCGUGCAAAAUUAACAACAAGAGGACUGAUAAACUGCCAACAAUGACCAAAAUACUGCACACUUCCAAGGAGCCGUAACUGAUACACACGGAUUAGAGUGUUUCGUAUUAGCAGCUUUCCUUCUGUGUUCUUAGCUCUUCGAGACGAGAUUAGUUUCACUGUCUAGAAUUUAACAAAGACGUCACGAUGAACUUAUUGUGGACUGAAAAUAUUGAUGAAAAGCAUAAUAGUAACAAUGAUGAUAAUAAUAAUGAUAAUGAUAAUAAUAAUAAUAAUAAUGAUAAUAAUAAUAAUAAUAAUAAUAAUAAUAAUAAUAAUAAUAAUAAUAAUAAUAGUAAUAAUAAUAAUAAUAAUGAUAAUUAUAAUACAUUUGAAAAAAGAGCACUUCCACUUAGUAAUUUCUUGAGAAUUUUCAGUGUCUAUCACCACUCUGAGUGUUUGCCUGUCUGCCUGUUUGUCUGUUAACUUGUCUGUCAGUCAGUCUGUCGGUCGGUCUGUCAGUCAGUCUGUCUCGGUCUUCUCCUUUUAGCAAGCUGUCGUCUUCGUUCCUGUGGAGGGAGCUUAUAAUUUCCUUUCCUUUGUGUUGUUAAUGUUGCUAAUAAUGUUGUUGUUGUUGCUGUUGUUGUUGUUGUUGACUAGAUCUUCCAUGGGCCCGCUUUGCCGUGUCACAGGCAGGGCGGCACGAUAGAAUAUCACAUUGAUAUAACUGUACACAUGUAAUUAAAUAGAGGUGAGUGAAGGCUUCGAUAUUAUUAUGCAUAUACGUAUGUAAACAUAAAUAUAUAUAUAUACAUAUAUAUAUCUAUACUUCGAUACACAUUAUAGUUUGCCGUGUCCAUUGUGUUUAUGUUUUAGCGCGUGAGUGUGUGUGUGCGUGCUUGUGUGAGUAGCGUCCCCCUACACUGCAAGAAAUACAGUGCAAAUGAUGUGAAAGGAAACUUCUAUAGGAGCAUAACGAACAGGAAGAGAAUGUUGCAACUACUGGAGUGUAAAGCAAUGUGUACGGAACCAGUAAACUCACAUUUCAUUGGUAUUAUUUACAUGAAAAAAGCUGUUUUAGUCUUAUAAAGAUUUGGAAGACAAGUAUGGAAUUUCAUGCAAAUUUCAGCUAACAUGAGGGAUUACAGUAACUACAGUUAAUUACUGAACACA
Molecule: messenger RNA, 5363 nt
Organism: Portunus trituberculatus (swimming crab)
Lineage: Eukaryota; Metazoa; Arthropoda; Malacostraca; Decapoda; Portunidae
Product: inactive dipeptidyl peptidase 10-like
Biological process (GO): proteolysis
Molecular function (GO): serine-type peptidase activity; dipeptidyl-peptidase activity
Source: RefSeq, a predicted model, not a curated record